Messenger RNA from Camelina sativa (false flax), 959 nucleotides. RefSeq names its product germin-like protein subfamily 3 member 1. The record is from RefSeq and is a predicted model, not a curated record. NCBI's taxonomy places the organism in Eukaryota, Viridiplantae, Streptophyta, Magnoliopsida, Brassicales, Brassicaceae. Gene Ontology annotation, molecular function: manganese ion binding.
AAUUAAGUUUAGAACACAUUUGACACUUUCUUUCGAAUGUUCACCACACAAUUUAUCCACCAACCUCUCUAUAUAAACACAGAGGAGAGAAGUCAGAAGAGUAGAGAAAAAAAGAAGAAGAGAGUUAUUCCUAAACCAGUCAUUCAAAAUGAUGAUGCGCAUUAUCUUCCUCUUAUCUCUUCUCUUUGCUCUAUCCAAUGCCUCUGUUCAAGACUUCUGUGUCGCAAACCUGAAACGUGCUGAGACCCCAGCAGGUUACCCUUGCAUUCGUCCCAUGCAUGUCAAAGCUAGUGACUUUGUCUUCUCAGGCUUAGGCACUCCUGGAAACACUACAAACAUCAUCAGUGCUGCUGUCACGCCCGGUUUCGUUGGCCAGUUCCCAGGUCUGAAUGGUCUAGGCCUCUCUACAGCUAGACUGGACCUAGCUCCUAAAGGUGUGAUCCCAAUGCACACUCACCCUGGUGCCUCUGAGGUUCUCUUCGUCCUUGACGGCUACAUCACUGCUGGGUUUAUCUCCUCUGCAAACGCUGUCUACGUGCAGACGCUCAAACCAGGACAGGUCAUGGUUUUCCCACAGGGCUUACUUCAUUUCCAAAUCAAUCAAGGAAAAGCCAAAGCUGCAGCCUUUGUCACAUUCAGCAGCGCUAAUCCGGGUCUCCAGAUUCUUAAUUCCGCACUCUUUGCUAACAAUCUUCCCACUGACCUCAUCGUGGGUACUACUUUCCUUGACGCAACUACAGUCAAGAAGCUAAAGGGUGUUCUUGGAGGAACUGGUUAAAAAAUAAAAUAAAAGACUUGGGACUCCCCUUGACUAAAACAACAACAAACACCUCUUUCUUCUUCUUCUUCUUCUUCUUCUUUUUAUCGUUGAUGGAUUCUUGUCAUCUCUGUUUUGUGUUCCUUGUAAUUCUUCAAAACCUGUCAAGAUUAUUACACUGUAUGUGAGUUUUUCAUUCAAG